GGCCUUGCUGAGCGAGUGCGGCUAGAGGUAGAGACGCACAUCAACCUUGACCAUCCCUCGGUCGUCGAGAUGUACACAUACUUCGAAGACGACCACAGCGUUUACCUGGUGUUGGAGCUUUGUGAAGGAGGGGAGCUGUACCGUUUCCUGCACGUGCGAAAGUUGAUCCCCGAGGACGAAGCCGCGGAACUUUUCCGACAGAUCGUGACUGGGAUCGAAUACCUGCACUCUCACAACAUCGCGCACCGAGACCUCAAGUUGUCAAACCUGCUCUUGACAAGCGACAAGCGGAUUAAGAUAUCGGACUUCGGCCUCUCUAUUGUCCUUAACAACGACAACAAGGAGAGCGAGACCGUCUGCGGAACCCCGAACUACAUGUCUCCAGAGGUCAUCUCCCGCUCCCCUCACGGCCUUGCCUCGGACGUCUGGUCUCUUGGCUGCCUCCUCUACUCUAUGAUCGUUGGCUGCCCUCCCUUCGAAAGGAGGAGCGUGAAGGAGACUCUGGAACGGAUCGCUCAGGUUGACUUCUCAUUCCCCGACUUCGUCUCUCCUCUCGCCCGAGACUUGAUCGGAAAGCUCAUCGUCAAGGACCCCAGCAAGAGGCUCCCUCUCUCCCUCAUCCUCGAUCAU
Molecule: messenger RNA, 630 nt
Organism: Guillardia theta CCMP2712
Lineage: Eukaryota; Cryptophyceae; Pyrenomonadales; Geminigeraceae
Exons: 4
Biological process (GO): protein phosphorylation
Molecular function (GO): ATP binding; protein kinase activity
Source: RefSeq, a predicted model, not a curated record